UAAGCUAAAUAUAUAUUCCUUUGCAGGAAAAGCUUGAAGUCGAAAGAACUUGAGGUCUCAUCUGCUCUACUAACUAGCACUGAGUUUGCUCAUUUGGGAAAAAAUUGUAUUGUGUUUCUUCUUCUGUUCUCUCUUCCCUAUCUCUUUCAAGCUUGGAAUAGUUGGCACAAACCCAGAAAACUUUUUUUCUCCCUCAUAAGGGUGGAAUGCAGUGCAGGAGGAAAAGGUUCUAUUGAUGAUAUAAAACAAGAUCAAGAUGACUGAAAAUUCAAGCAAAGGCUAUGAUCAAAUGAAGCAAGAGGGUACUAAUGAGGUUAAAACUGAGAGAUUGAUCUCCUCCAAUAAGGCACUCUCUACCUCAAGACAAUGGACAGCAUUCAGGAACCCAAGAAUUGUGAGAGUGUCACGGGCCUUGGGAGGAAAAGACAGGCACAGCAAGGUUUGCACCGUUAGAGGACUCCGCGACCGUCGGAUCAGGCUUUCUGUGCCCACAGCAAUUGAGUUAUAUGAUCUUCAGGACAGGCUUGGGCUCAGCCAACCCAGCAAGGUUGUAGAUUGGUUGCUUGAAGCCUCCAAAACUGACAUUGAUAAGCUUCCACCACUUCAAAUCCCUAACUGCAGCUUUUCUCAAUUUCAUCAUCAAGAUCAAUAUUCAGGUAAUGAUAGGCUUUCUCUUGGAGUUGGAGGCUUGUUCUAUGAUGGUACUAGUGCUUCCAGUCAAAGCCUCAUGGCAAAGUCAAGGUAUAAUUGGGAUGUUGAUUUAGUGUCAAGGCUAAAGGGUAAGGAAGAUGAAAGUGAGAAAGGUAAGUGCUUGAUGAAAGAAACUCAAGACUCAGCUCAGAAGCUCUUUCCUAUUGGGAUUAAUUAUAACUCUUCUUCUUCUUUACCUGGUUUUCUAAACAAUGCCAUGACAUAUAAUAUUAACUCCUUCCAAUCAGAGCCUUCUUCAAGUCUAUCUUUAUCACAAUUUGGAAGCCAUGGAGUGUUGUUUCCUUACCUGCAGCCAGAUUCUAAUUCCAUGUUGCAAUAUCCAAGCAACAACAAUGGCAGUGUUGUGCCCUUCUCAUCCUCUUUGUCUGCUUCACAGUUACUUUUCUGUCCUUCUUCUUCUGCUACUACACCAACAUCACUUUUUGGCAAUCCGCAUGCUCCACUUAUGACAAACUCAUCAGCGGAAAGUAGUGAUCCAAGACAAUACAAUUCCAACCAUGUGCACACCUUGAGCUCAGGUUCCUCACUCAUGCCUCAUCCUUUCAUGCCAUCUCUUCACCCAUUCAGCAAUUCACCUUUGAGUCGACGCCUUCCAACGCCAUUUAGUUCCAAGCUUCUUGAUUCAGAUAAUAACUAACAAUCAUGACACCAGAUAUGUUUGUGAAGCUCCAUUGUUGUAAGCCUUAUCAUCAUAUUAUGUAAAGGAUGUGAACAACGCUUAAUAGGUAAAGGUGAAUUUCUUUGUAAGCAUGGCGCAAUGCUAUACAUAUAGAAUAUUUAUGUUGAACGAAUCCUUGUGGUUGCUGCUAUAGAGACCUUGUUGGCAAAGUGAGGUAGAAUAAAUCAAUCUGAAAUAGUUUUCAUGUGACAUUAAGUGUUCAAUCAAAAUUCUAUUAAUUUAGAGUUUUUUUC
Molecule: messenger RNA, 1623 nt
Organism: Lotus japonicus
Lineage: Eukaryota; Viridiplantae; Streptophyta; Magnoliopsida; Fabales; Fabaceae
Product: transcription factor TCP5-like
Exons: 2
Coding region: 257-1348 (363 amino acids)
Cellular component (GO): nucleus
Molecular function (GO): sequence-specific DNA binding; DNA-binding transcription factor activity
Source: RefSeq, a predicted model, not a curated record